This is a messenger RNA of Botrytis sinoallii, 1521 nucleotides long. RefSeq lists its product as uncharacterized. Lineage: Eukaryota; Fungi; Ascomycota; Leotiomycetes; Helotiales; Sclerotiniaceae. The transcript is spliced from 6 exons. The record is from RefSeq and is a predicted model, not a curated record. Gene Ontology annotation, molecular function: heme binding; monooxygenase activity; iron ion binding. The coding region runs from base 1 to 1521 and encodes 506 amino acids.
AUGUUUGCAGUUGAAUUGCUCGAGCGACUCGGUUUGCCAACUAUCUAUCUUUGGAUUGGAUUUGUUUUGGUAGUCCUUCUAGCAUACCCUACAUAUUUUGCAAUUUACAACCUAUACUUUCACCCAUUGAGAAAGUUUCCAGGGCCACUUAUAGCCAGAUCAUCAUACAUCUGGUACGCCAAGAAUUGGAUUGGAGGAAGAUGGCCUCAUGCAUUAUCUGAUCUUCAUGAGAAGUAUGGUCAAGUUGUUCGAAUAGCCCCUGAUGAGCUUGCAUUCAGCUCAGCUCAGUCUUGGAGAGAUAUUUAUGGACAUUCAGUGAAGGGCAAGAAGUACUUCAGAAAGACCGACUGGUACGCAGGUGUUGGUGAUCUACCAAACUCCAUCUCAACAGAGCCAGAUCCGCAAAAGCACAGUAACAUGCGCAGAGUAUUAGCCAACGCAUUUAGCAAUUCUGUUCUCAAGGGCCAGGCAGAUGUCAUCAAUAAAUAUUUGGACAUGUUCGUCAGUCAGAUCAAGAAACAUGACAAUCCAAAUGGUAUUCCAGUCGAAGAAUGGUUCAACUGGCUGACAUUCGAUAUUAUCGGGGAUCUUACUUUUCAUGAAUCUUUUGGUGCAGUCGAAAAUGCCCGAACACAUUUUUGGAUUCACUUGAUCAUCAACGGUAAUUUCAUUCGAAGUCUCUAUCCAAUCUUCCAGAAGAUCCCGAUCAGCAGACUCUUCAUGAAAUGGAUUAUUCCAAACAUGGAUGAGAUCCGUCAGCAGCGACGGGAACACAUUGCCCAUACGAACUCUAAAGCCAUGAAACGGGCCAAUCGUGAUGACAUUGUUCAAAAGGAUUUUUUCAGCUUCUUACUUGGUAAAGAGGGAGCGGAUACUUCGGAAAUGUUCUUGACUGCGCAGGCCCACACUCUCAUUAUCGCUGGAUCUGAGACUACAGCUGUCACGCUGACAGCUAUGGUAUCAUUCUUACUUCGUUAUCCGGACAAAAUGAAGAUUCUCAUUGACGAAGUGCGUGGCGCAUUUACUGACAAAUCUCAAAUUAAUGUUGAAGGAACUCUACCCCUAGAAUACCUCUUCGCCGUGAUCGAGGAAACACUACGCAUUCUCCCUCCAGUGCCAUUUGGCCUUCCUCGUACGUGCCCUGGAGCAGUCAUUGACGGCCAUGUGGUUCCAGAAGGGACCAUCGUUUCCGUCUCUCCAUAUACAGCAUCUCACGAUGUAAGGUAUUGGCAUGAUCCUGAGGGAUGGCAUCCCGAGCGAUGGCUCCCUUCUGACCAUCCUCUUCAUAAUCCCGUAUUCGAUCAAGAUAAUAAAGAGGCAAGCAAACCAUUUAGUACUGGACCUCGUGUUUGCUUGGGUGUUAAUUUGGCAUAUAUUGAGCUAAGGAUGACACUCGCGAGGCUAUUGUUUGAAUUCGAUAUGGAGUUGCUUAGUAAACCGGUCGAUUGGAAUACGGAAUUGGAUUUCUUUCAAUUCUGGAAGAAAGUUGAGACGAGAGUAAAGUUCACCAGUCUUCAUUGA